CUCCCUCCCUUCUUCCUCUCACUCUCUCGCUCGUCCUACAUGAGCCACACACAACAGUGAGCCUGCCUGACUCUAAACUCCACACCAGCCACUCGGCUACACAGACAAACCCAAGAAUCGCUCUCUGCUCUCCUCUGCUGCGCUGCUUUGCUUCCCUUCAUUGGAUAUUUUUCCUUCCUGGGGUGUUUUUUUUUUUUUUUUUGUGAAUGGGUAUCUGAAUCUAGUGUGAGGAGCUUGUGAAUGGACUGACUGACAGACGGGCAAAGAGCGAGGCAGCUGUGUUUCAAUUAAAGAGAGCUAUGCUGAGAGGUCAAGUGAGGAGCAGCGGAGCUUCUUAGUAGUCUGGAAAUACAAAGACACGUGAGAGGAAUUGAGAAAGAGAAGCAGAGAUAAAGAGAGAGAAGAUGGUCCACCACAGAGAGGAGGAUCUGAUCGGAAUCCCCUUCCCAAAUCACAGCAGCGACGUCCUCUGCAGCCUCAACGAGCAGCGUCGCGACGGGCUGCUCUGCGAUGUCAUCCUCAUCGUCCGAGACCAGGAGUACCGCACCCACCGCUCCGUCCUGGCCGCCUGCAGUCAGUACUUCAAGAAGCUCUUCACAGUGGCCACUACUGAUGGCGGAGAUCCCAAUCACGCCGCGGCUGUGUAUGAAAUUGACUUUGUGGCUCCAGAGUCGCUCACAGCCAUCCUGGAGUUCGCCUACACGUCCACGCUGACUGUGACGGCGUCAAACGUCAAAGAGAUCCUGAAUGCAGCUCAGAUGCUGGAGAUACCCUGCAUCAUUAACGUUUGCCUGGAGAUCAUGGACAGCGGUGGCGGAGGGGGUGGCGGUGGGGGUGGGAGAGAGGUGGAAGGGGAGGAAGAUGAAGAGGAGGAAGAAGAAGAGGAGGAAGAGGAAGAGGAGGACGAAGAGGAGGACGCGGGGUCGAGAAAGGAUGAGCACGAGGAAGAAGAGGACAAUGUCAGCGAGAGGUCGCUCCAGUCUUCCACGAGCAGAGGGGAGCGGACGCCCCCGGGGAUGGAGGAUUCGCCACCUCCGAGCACCUCUAAGUACCACCAGCAGUUCGGGCUGCACAGGGAGACGCCCCAGUCGCAGUCUCCAGAAACCAUGAGAAAGCAGGAGAGCAUUGAGACUCGAGCUCUGAAAGAUUUCUCCAUCGAGUCUCUCCUGCAGGAAGGGCUCUACCCUCGCAUGCCAGCACUGGACAGGAGGUCCAACUUUUCUCCUCUCCUUCCAGGAUUCUACCCCCCGAUGUGGGCCGCUGAGUUCCCAGCUUUCCCUCAGCAGCUCCUGGAGCCAGCCCACCACCCUCACAUGGGGGCUUCACCACAAACCAGGCUCCCCCACAACUUCCCUGCCUCCACACCACUCGAAGCCUCCAGACCCCUUGAUCUGGCCGUAAAAAGAGAGAUCAUAAAGGAGGAGAUGAAAGAUGAAGUCCCUCCCAGUAUGCUCCAAGGCGAACUGCUGAAGGAGUUUGUCAGCUCGAACCUGGACGGCACUAUGAACGCAGGGUCAGUGCCAGCAGAGAGUCAUCCGCUGGGUCCCAUUAAGGAUGAGGCAGACUUUCGGUCGUACCUGAGUUUUCUGAGCUCCGCAUCCCACCUGGGUUCGCUGUUCCCCCCCUGGCAGCUGGAGGAGGAGAGGAAGAUGAAGCCCAAAGCGUCACAGCAAUGUCCCAUCUGCAACAAGGUCAUUCAAGGAGCUGGGAAACUGCCACGGCACAUGAGGACACACACAGGGGAGAAACCAUACAUGUGCACAAUCUGUGAAGUACGAUUCACCAGACAAGACAAGUUGAAGAUCCACAUGCGGAAGCACACAGGUGAACGCCCCUACAUCUGCCAUCACUGCAACUCCAAGUUUGUCCACAACUACGACCUGAAAAAUCACCUGCGCAUCCACACGGGCGUCCGUCCGUAUCAGUGCGAACACUGCUACAAAAGUUUCACGCGGUCUGACCACCUGCAUCGACACAUCAAGCGGCAGAGCUGCCGAAUCUCACGCCCCCGGCGGGGACGGAAGCCAGCUGCUUGGCGUUCAGCGCCCCCCGGCAACUUCCUAUGUCCCCCUACUGCUGCGACCAACCGGUUCGAGGAGAGCAGGUUGAGCCCCGCGUACCAGGGGGUCAAGAGUCACGCACUUGGGGAGCUGCUGGGCCUCGGGAACAGAGGUCAGGGGUUUAAGAGCGCGGACGCUGCCGGCAGGGAGAGUAGGGAGGAGCUGCGGGCAGAAGGGAAGCACAUGUCGGAGGAGGAGAAGCCGGGAGCUGGGAGGCAGAGGGGAGUGUUUGCUUUUGCUCUAGCUGGAGAAGAAGUGCUUACCCAAUCUCCAUAUUAUGCUGCGACCUCUAACCCCUGGGCCAUGAGGCUGGAGCGGGCUCCACCCAUCCCUGAGCCGGCCAAAUGAACACUGGUCUGCAGAAGACAAAAGGAAAAAAAAAAGACAAAGAAAAUGUCUUUAACCUCUGCAUCUCAUCUGCUCCAGAAAGCUAAAGCACCUUUUACACAGAGAGAGAGAGACAGCAAGAGAGAGUGACGUGUCAAUGAAUAGCUUGAAGCCUGCUGAUACGGCAAACAGAUAUUCAAUCAAAAAGCAGACUUCUGUCACAUCUGCACGAAACAGUAGGUCAACACAGGUCUUACUAUUCACAUUAAUGAAGGUUCUCUUCUAAAUGAAUGUGAUUAGCAGCACCCGUGAGUACCUGCAGCACGAUGUCGUGGCCGACGGCGACAAAAAGGUCUAUUUCUUCAUCCCCGUGAAUGUUUACAUAUUCCUUCAAAAGAAGCAAAACAGUCUGUUUAUGAGGGAUGCCGUUUUCGUACAUGUAUAUUUUUUGCAUUAUUUAUUCAAA
Molecule: messenger RNA, 2853 nt
Organism: Pundamilia nyererei
Lineage: Eukaryota; Metazoa; Chordata; Actinopteri; Cichliformes; Cichlidae
Gene: zbtb7c
Product: zinc finger and BTB domain containing 7C
Exons: 4
Coding region: 405-2408 (667 amino acids)
Biological process (GO): regulation of transcription by RNA polymerase II
Molecular function (GO): protein binding; DNA-binding transcription factor activity, RNA polymerase II-specific; RNA polymerase II cis-regulatory region sequence-specific DNA binding
Source: RefSeq, a predicted model, not a curated record